AGAGCCGGAGACAGCGAACCGCCCGCCCCCGGCCGCAGCCCCGCCAGGGCCCUCCCCCGGCGGCGCGCACUCGCGCGCGCACACACUUGCACACCUUUCCUGCGCUCCUGCCCAGCCUCGCCUGGCCCCCGUUGAAGCACCCCUGGGGGCCCGAUGCCAUGGGUAACAACUUCUCCAGUGUCGCCUCUCUGCAACGAGGAAACCAGAGCCGCGCGUCGCGGGGCCAUCCCCAGAACCUCAAAGACUCCAUCGGGGGCUCCUUCCCGGUCACCUCUCACCGAUGCCAUCACAAGCAGAAGCACUGUCCACCUGUGCUGUCAGCUGGGGGGCUCCCGGCCACGCCGCUGCUCUUCCACCCCCACACUAAGGGCUCCCAGAUCCUCAUGGACCUCAGCCACAAGGCCGUCAAGAGACAAGCCAGCUUCUGCAAUGCCAUCACCUUCAGUAACCGCCCAGUGCUUAUCUACGAGCAAGUCAGGCUGAAGAUCACCAAGAAGCAAUGUUGCUGGAGCGGGGCCCUGCGACUUGGCUUCACCAGCAAGGACCCUUCCCGCAUCCACCCCGACUCGCUGCCCAAGUACGCCUGUCCUGACCUGGUGUCUCAGAGUGGCUUCUGGGCCAAAGCUUUGCCCGAAGAGUUUGCCAACGAGGGCAACAUCAUUGCCUUCUGGGUAGACAAGAAGGGCCGUGUCUUCUACCGCAUCAACGACUCAGCCGCCAUGCUUUUCUUCAAUGGGGUCCGAACUGCUGACCCGCUCUGGGCCCUGGUGGAUGUCUACGGCCUCACGCGGGGUGUCCAGCUGCUUGACAGCGAGCUGGUGCUGCCCGACUGCCUGCGGCCGCGCUCCUUCACCGCGCUCCGGCGGCCGUCCCUGCGGUGCGAGGCGGACGAUGCGCGCCUGUCCGUGAGCCUGUGCGACCUCAACGUGCCGGGAACUGACGGCGACGAUGGCGCACCGCCAUCCGGCUGCCCGAUCCCACCGCGCCUGGAGCACGGGCGCGACGAGCGCGCACUCGUCUUCACCAGCCGGCCGGUGCGCGUGGCCGAGACCAUUUUCAUCAAGGUCACGCGCUCGGGCGGUGCGCGAGCUGGAGCGCUGUUCUUCGGCGUCACCACGUGCGACCCUGGCACGCUGCGGCCGGCCGACUUGCCCUUCAGCCCCGAGGCCCUAGUGGACCGCAAGGAGUUCUGGGCGGUGUGCCGAGUGCCCGGGCCUCUGCACAGUGGCGACAUCCUGGGCCUGGUGGUCAACGCCGACGGUGAGCUGCACCUGAGUCACAACGGCGCGGCGACCGGCAUGCAACUGUGCGUGGACGCCUCACAGCCCCUCUGGAUGCUCUUCAGCCUGCAUGGCGCCAUCACGCAGGUCCGCAUCCUCGGCUCCACCAUCACGGCUGAAAGGGGCGGCCCAUCUCUCCCCUGCUCACCUGCUUCCACUCCAACCUCUCCCAAUGCCCUGGGCAGCCGCCUCUCUGAUCCCCUGCUCAGCACCUGCAGUUCCGGGCCUCUGGGUGGCUCUACUGGCGGGACGGCCCCCAACUCACCUGUGAGCCUGCCCGAGUCACCAGUGACCCCAGGUUUGGGCCAGUGGAGUGACGAGUGCACCAUUUGCUAUGAACACGCAGUGGACACAGUCAUCUACACGUGUGGCCACAUGUGCCUCUGCUACGCCUGUGGCCUGCGCCUCAAGAAGGCCCUGCACGCCUGCUGCCCCAUCUGCCGCCGCCCCAUCAAGGACAUCAUCAAGACCUACCGCAGCUCCUAGCCCAUGGCCCACCGCAGAGCCCACCCGCACGCCCACUUCCGCAGACUUCAGCCCAGCAACAGCGAAGGGCAAAGCCAACAGGGUCCCUUCUACGUUUUCAAAACUCUUCCUCCUUUUCCAUUAAACAUGGGAAACCAAGGUCCCUGGAGGUUUGGGCUGAGAGGGUCUGAGGCAAGGAGCGGGGUGCAGGGGGGGCACAAGCAGCACAUAAUGAGUGGAGGGGAGGAGAGAAGGCUACCCCACAACCUCCCUCUUUACCCAGGUUUCUGCAUGGUGAGGGGCUGAAGCCGAGUCUCAGCCUGUUGCCAUCCCUCACGAUCUAGGCAGAUUUCCAAGCUGUGCUGCCCGUGUGGCACCUUGGAGAGAGCGAACAUGUAGCUUCCCCCGGGGCAGCUCGGGAAGAGGCCCGUGGACUCCUCUCACCCUGGGCAGAUGCAAACUGCAUGUGCUGUCUCUUUUUCCUUACCCAGAGUGGGUAAACAGACAGGCUGCAGAAGAUUCCAGGUCCUAGGUCCUAGGUCCUUGACCUUGUGCCAACCUGCCGUGUUCAGGAUCUCUCCUUGCCAUAACUUGCACCAAUCAUCUCACUGGUGCCGUUGCCUAGGGUGCCCUUAAGUAUAGGCUGAGGUGGACCUUACUGUUGUCAGGGUCUCAAAGAACAGGUCCACAGCCACCCCUAAGGCCUGUCCUCCCUCAUCUCAGUGCCCGCCCUGGCCUGAUUCUGUCAUCGUGUGCCCAGGAGGGACAGGAGCCCUCAGUGGGGUGGGGGUUUCCUGGGCUAUGGACAGCCCUUUUCCUUAUUUUAAUUUAUUUAUUUAUUUGGUUUGUGAGUUUUGUUUGUGGGUUGAUUCCAACCUGGGGGCUCUUAAAAAUGCUACUGUUGGGGGGGUUCCCGGGUGAAGGGCGGCAGAAAGCGGUCACCUAGAAUCCCCCAGGCCCUCACACAAGGCUCAUGGGCAGUCCUGCUCUUAGGUGGAACUCCAAACUGAGGCCUCCCAAGAGGUGGAUAAGCCUCUCUUGGAUGGCGGACAUUGGCAUCCACCCAUGCCCUUCCUCCCUGGGUAGGAGCUAAGUUAAUGUAGUUGGUUCAAGGGCAUCGGCACUCCAGGAGUUUACUCUGUAAAGACAUCAAAAGUUCUGGAAGGUUGGCGAAGGUUAUUGACAUGUGGGCCAGGGACCAGAAUGGAGAUCUUUGUUAGAAGGGUGGAUCCCGAAGGCUGGGCUCCUAGCCCUGCUAAGCGAGUGUCCACCACUGCUGCUCUCCCUGCCUGCUCAGGGUUUCUGUGGAGCCUUAGCCUAGGCUUGUCCAGCCCUUGGCCCUUAGAUGAUGGCUGGUUUUAUACCCUCAGAGAUGGCUUCUGCCUUUGACAGGCAGGGUCUUGAGCUCUGUGCUGGCCACUGGCCAAUUCUAUGGCCCCGGCCAGAGGUUACCCUCCAAACCACAGCUUCCCCUGUGUAAAGUGGUUUGGGGGUGGAACACUCUUCAUGCGGUUCCUGGGAGUUCUUCUGGGGUGUCUCAGGGGGAAACAUACUGGGGAGGCAUUGCGAGGGGGAUGCCAGGGAGGACAUCUGCCUGCACUGCCCUUGCAGGGACCUGGGGAAGCUGUGCCACCCUGGGUCUCGUCUCUUCAGUCACUCGACCCGGUAGACCCUUUCUGUGAAAGCAGACUGGAGCUGGUAAGUUGCCCCCAUCCAGCUGGGGGUCAUCUGAGAGAUGGAGAAAGUCCAAGCACUGGGCUGUCUGGCUGGAGGUGGGAAAAGAAGCCAUCGUCCAUUCUGCUAGUACAGAGGUAGCACUGCCUCCUUUGUGAACUGGGUCACUGUGUCUGUGAAUAAAGGUGAUUUUGUAUCAGC
Myodes glareolus (Bank vole) is the source of this 3620-nucleotide messenger RNA. The record is from RefSeq and is a predicted model, not a curated record. Lineage: Eukaryota; Metazoa; Chordata; Mammalia; Rodentia; Cricetidae.